Messenger RNA from Aspergillus calidoustus, 1218 nucleotides. NCBI's taxonomy places the organism in Eukaryota, Fungi, Ascomycota, Eurotiomycetes, Eurotiales, Aspergillaceae. The record is from the annotation of a GenBank genome assembly.
AUGGCAUCAGAUCGCAUAUCCCCGCCAUCAGCCUUACUCUUGCUACCCCCUCCGCCAUCCAUCACUUUCGACCAAUUUCGAACUGUCUAUGAGAAAACCUUGUCUGCAGCAUUCAGCAAUCUCUUGAAAAGCCUCAAUGGAUCAAAUCGCAUUGCGUCACUAGACAUCGCUCUGUCUCUACCGGGUCUGCAAUCUGCACCAUGUCAGCCCCCAGCAAGAGCUUUUGCAAGCCUACAGCGCAUCGUGGAACACGCCUACAGGCUCAUUGGGGCGGUCUCAAUCGAGCGAAAUGUUGAGAUGGAAGCACCCGGCGGCAUCGAUUCGCGGGUGAUUUUGCUAGAUUUCGAUUCGGUGCGAACCUCGGAAUAUGUACACAAAGGCUCUGUCGCUGCCGAAUGCAAUGGUCCUAUCAUCGACGUUAGAACUCUGGCAAGCUCGGGGCGUCUAUGGGAUAACAUUUUUUAUCCCGAUACUCCAGUAGGUCAGGAUCUCGCGACGGCAUUCAAUAAAUUUUAUGCUGCAAAUGGCGGGACCCUUCGACGACUGUCGGAAAUAGCCCAAUGGACUCCGGGCGAAAAUCUGGUGGUUCCUGGGGAGACGUCCGAGUCAGUCUUGCAUCAUUCAGUCAUCUUGGGCGGCACGUUCGAUCACUUUCACAUUGGGCACAAACUGUUACUCACGGCGACCGCACUAGUCUUACAGCCGGCAGGAAUCGGCCAGGCAGGUCGGGAGAGGACCAUCACAGUCGGCGUGACAGGUGAUGACAUGCUGAAGAACAAAAAGUAUGCCCAGUUCCUGGAGAGCUGGGAGGAACGGUGCCGGAACACAGGGACAUUCUUGACAUCAAUCAUGGACUUUGGACCUCCCGAAACAAGCGCAUCACACGUUGAACAGAUCUAUAAGCCUGGCCCGAACGGCAGGGCCAUGGUGAUGAAGAUCCGACCUGGGAUAACCUUGCGACUGGUGCAGAUACUCGACCCAUACGGACCAACCAUUACCGAGGAGAAUCUAAGCGCCUUGGUAGUCUCCAAAGAGACUCGCUCGGGUGGUGCCGCUGUCAACCAGGAGCGAGCCAAACGGGGGUGGAAGCCGCUCGAGGUUUUUGAAGUCGACGUAAUCCACUCGGGCGAGGUGGCUACCGGCGAGGUCGAGGAUUUCGCAUCCAAGAUCAGCAGCACGGAUAUCAGACGACGGCGAAUGGAGCUAGCCAUGAUAUAG